This is a messenger RNA of Pyricularia oryzae 70-15, 2242 nucleotides long. Its product is annotated as isotrichodermin C-15 hydroxylase. Gene Ontology annotation, molecular function: monooxygenase activity; iron ion binding; oxidoreductase activity, acting on paired donors, with incorporation or reduction of molecular oxygen. The transcript has 5 exons. Lineage: Eukaryota; Fungi; Ascomycota; Sordariomycetes; Magnaporthales; Pyriculariaceae. The record is from RefSeq and is a predicted model, not a curated record. The coding region runs from base 276 to 1850 and encodes 524 amino acids.
UGAUUGACGUAUUAAAUCUUUUUUAUGGUCUGGUCUGGGGUUUCGUAUUUGUUUGAAUCGAAUCACAAAUCUAACGCAUACCCUUUCCCCUAUACUUCUGAUUCCUUUUCUACUUUUUGUGACCCCGACUAUCUCCUCUCAACUCCUUUCUGUCUCCAUCUUGGCUUGGGAAUAUUGAUUAUUCUCGGCAGUAGGGUCGUACGCAUACAAUCAUUUGACAGCAGUGUGUCUUGUCAACAGGAACACCGCUGCUAACUCUCAACGUGCAUUUCAGCAUGGAGAACCUUUGUACCUGGCUCGGCCUUUUGGCAGGAGCCGUAUUCCUCUACACAUCAUGCCUGGUAGUGUACAGGUUAUACUUUCACCCUCUGGCAAAAUACCCAGGACCAUUCCUGGCUAGGAUAUCAGAUGUCUACCAGCUUUACCAUGCCUGGAGAGGAGACCGCCAUCUUGAAUUUUGGCGCAUGCACCAAAAAUACGGCAAGGUAGUUCGAUUCGGGCCCAACUGCAUCUCGGUCAACAGUGCCACGGCCCUCAAGGACGUCUACGGCUUCCGCGCCAAUGUCCGCAAGGCCGAGUUCUACGACGCCUUUGUGCACCCGGCGCCCAACACGCACAACGCGCGCGACCGCGACCUUCACGCCCGCAAGCGCCGCGUCCUGUCGCACGCCUUCUCGGACAAUGCCAUCAAGCAGAUGGAGCGCUACAUCCUGGCCAACGAGCGCACCUUUUGCGCCGAGAUUGGCCGCGGCGCCUCCCCCGACAGCAAGGGCUGGAGCACCCCUAAGAACAUGUCGGACUGGUGCAACUACCUCGCCAUGGACAUCCUCGGUGACCUUGCUUUCGGAAAGGCCUUCCACAUGCUUGAGAGCGAGGAUAACCGCUACGCUUUGGACAUGGUUGGUGCUGCGGCGCAGAGGCAUUUAAUUUGCGGAACCAUGCCUAUCAUCGACAAGCUCAGCCUCGACAAGGUUCUGUUCCCCAAGAUCGCAGCCGGUCGUGCCAAGUACAUGAAAUACAGCCGCGCACAACUUACCGAGCGCACCAAGCUUGGCGACGAGACGGACCGCCGUGACUUCUUCUACCACCUGCUGCGCGCUCGCGACCCCGAGACCGGCCAGGGUUUCAGCACUCCCGAGCUCUGGGGAGAGUCCAACCUGCUUAUCAUCGCCGGUUCCGACACCACCUCCACCGCCAUGGCCGCCACUCUCUUCUACCUCUGCCGCAACCCCGCCGCUCUCGCUCGCGUGACCGAGGAGGUCCGUACCGCCUUCUCCAGCGUCGAGGACAUCAAACAGGGUCCCCAGCUCAACGGACUGACCUACCUGCGCGCCUGCAUCGACGAGGCCAUGCGUCUGUCCCCAUCGGUCGGCGGUAUCCUGCCUCGCGAGGUCCUGGCCGGCGGCAUCACGGUCGAUGGCGAAACGCUGCCCGAGGGUACCGUCGUCGGCACUCCGCACUACGCCAUCCACCACAACGAGGACUACUACCCCGACCCGUUUGCGUAUGCGCCCGAGCGCUGGAUCGCCGGCUCCGUCCUCAAGUCGGGCCGCACCGUUGGCGAGGCCGACAUCCAGGCCGCUCAGAGCGCCUUCUGCCCCUUUAGCGUCGGGCCCAGGGGCUGUAUCGGCAAGGGUCUGGCGUAUGUCGAGAUGUCGACCACCCUGGCUAGGACUCUGUUCACGUACGACAUGCGCAAGGCCGUCGGGGUCGAGGACCCGUCCGAGGGAGGCAAGCCCGGUGCCGAGUGGGGAAGGCACAGGGAAUCUGAGUUCCAGCUCGUCGAUACUUUUACCAGUCUGAAGGAGGGUCCUAUUUGCGAGUUUAGGGAGAGGGAUCUGUCAGCGUAAAAAAGGUGGGGUUGGGUUUUGAAGAGACUGUUUUCUGGGGUUUGCAUGAACGUACUACGUAUAUAGUUAAACUCUGUUAGGGAGUGCUGAUCGAAAGAAAUUCCCCCAGGCAGGAAGGGUAUUUUGUCAUGCUGUUGUCGAUCUUUCACUUGUUGAUGGGCACCUGGCCGCAUAUGAACUCUUGGCAACCAGAUGGAGUUUAUUUUUACGAUCACGUCUUGUGAUGCAAUGACAUAUUGGAAUGUAACAAGCAUGUGAAGAGAGAGAGAAAAAAAAAAAAAAAAGAGAAAAAAAGUGGCAAGAAAUCAGAUAAUGUAAACAAAACAUCCGACUCGAACAUAUUGCCAAGGCUUCGUUACCAAUGUCUCACGGGCCCUUCCGAGCCAAUGUUC